AUGGACGACGCAUAUUCAAAUAGACCAACAUCUCCAAAAGAUAAGAAAACAACAAUAGAAUCAAUGAGGAAUGAGAAUAUGAAUUACAUAGAGUAAAUAUCUAUAAUAUUUAAGUUCAUCUGAUGUAGUAGUUGAAUAUUACAAAAAUUAGUAACUUAUAUAAUUUAUUUUAGAACUGCAUCUGGUUUGGAUCGUUAUUUUUUGGAGAUUGAAGAUUGGCUAGAUGAAGAGAAAUCCUUGCAUUUAAACACUCCAUUAGUAUUAGAAGCAGAUGAUGGAAUUGGAAAAAAGACACUUUUAGUAAAAUGGAUGGAAUACCAUGCUAAAAAUAAAAAAGGAGUAUCAAUUCAAAUUAUCAUAGCGUUAUUAAGAUUAUAUCAUACCUCAUUUUGCUACCCAAUCAGGCAAGAAUAGUAAUUACUUUUUUGCAAUUUACCGAAUAUUAAUUAAAUUAAGAGAAACUUUAAAUAUCAAAUAGAAAGUAGAAUUAGUGGAAGAGAAGCUUCGUAGAUACUUUCAUUAUUGGCUAGAAAUAUGUAGUAGAGAAUUAGAAUAACAAUUCUUAAAUGGAGCUAAAGUUAUAUAUGAUAAAGUAUUUAUUAUCUAAAUUAUAUUAGGUGAUAUUGAUAUUUGAAGGAAUUGAUAAUUUUAGAGAUAUGUUAGAUGUUCAUAGAGAAGCUAAUGUUUCCUUUUGGUUACCAAAAUAUUUCCCAAAAAACAUUAAAGUUAUUGUAACUGCUGAAAAAAAUUCUAAUUCUAUGAGAAUACUUAAACCUUCUUGUCAUGUGAUUCCAAUUACUUGUGAUUCUAAAGUAAUCAAAACAAUGGUUAAUGGUCAUUUUGGAAAACCCUCAUUUCUAGUAUUCUUUAUUUUUAACUCCUUAGUCUGACUAGAGAGUAUAAGCAAUUCAGGAUUUAUUUAUUUAAUUAAAUUAUAAAGUGAGAAAUUAGCCACUCUUUGUUAGAAGUUUUAUGACUGUAUUUUUACCUUAUCCAACAGAUGGUCUUGUUGAACUUAAAGAUAUUGAUAUUAAUACUGUUGAAAACAUUUUAAAAGAAUUAAAUUUAUAAUAGAUUAAACAUUUCAGAACUGUUGAAGAAUUAUUUACAUUUUAAUUAAAAUUCUUUAGUGAAAGCUUUAUUUUUACUCCUAAAACUCCUGAAUUAAAAUAAGAUCCAAAGUUUAUUUAACUCAUUACUGUACUUGCAAUUACAUAAAAAGGAUUGACUUACAAAGAAAUUCAAUCUGUAUGUGAAUUUGAUGAUAAAUAAUGGAAAUUAUUCUUGCUUUUCUUUAAGAUAUUUCUUAUGAAACAUCGUGAAUUAUGGAUUAUACAUAAUGAAAUAUUCAAAAAAUGUGUUAUUAAUUGUUAUCAUAAUGAUAAAACAUUGUAAUUACAUGACAAAAUUGCAGAAACUAUUGAUAAAUACACUAAUAAUUCAAUUAGAAAAUUAGAAGAAGAAACCUUCCAUUUAUUUUCAGCUAAAAACUAUUUUAAAUUAAAAGAAAUCAUUAGUAUUAUUGAAAACUUCUUACUAUUAUUUAAUCCCAAUAAUAAAUAUGAUCUUUGUAGAUAUUGGUAAAAACUAGAGGAAAAUGGAUUUGAUCCAGUACUUGAGUAUAAUAAAGCAGUAGAAGGUUUUCAAAUACAUUAUCAUCCAAGUUCAGAAGAUCUCUUUAGAAUUAUUAUUUAAGUAUCAAGAUUUCUAAAAGAAUUUGGAGAUUUUGAAACUAAAAACACUCCUGUUUUUAGACAUCCUCCUAUUAUAGGAGUCUUGUAAGAUUUAUAUGAUAUAGGAUUAUUAUAAGAAAUUUUGAAGUUAGAUUUGUACUUUAACAAAGAUCCAGAGUUAAAAUAAUUUGAUCCUGUCAAACAUUUAAAAAGAGUUGCCAAAGCAAUUAAAACACCUGCUCUUACUAAAAUGGAGUCUCAAAACGUUGAAAUACAAUAAAAUAGAUAUGAAGUCAGAAAUCAUUAUUUAUCAUAAAUGAUUAAAUCUACUGAAACAGAACCUGAUGAAUUAGAAACAAUAUAAACUUUGGAUGUUGAAGAAUGUAAGGAUUAAAUGUAAAAGAUAUUACAAAAAUUGUUAUCAAAUAAAAAAGAAUAUUUAUCUGGAGAAGAAGAAAUUACUGGAGAUAGAGUUUCAUCAGACUAUUAUUAUAAAAGAUGGAUUUGGAUCUAAUUCCCUUGGGCAUGUUUGAGUAUUAGUAAAAAAUGUGAUUAUUCUAAAACUAUCAAGCACUGUUUCUCUUCUGCAACUGAUUAUAUGAGUGUUGAAGAAGAGCAUGCAUAUACAAAUUGUAAUUCAAAUAUUUUAAUAUCUAGCCGCAUUAAAAAUUGCUAUUGAAGCUAAAUUAAAAAAAAAAUUGAUGUAUGAGACUGAACCAGAAGAAUAAUAAUAAUCCCUAAUCUUAAUACCAUAAGCUAGUAUUUUAAAUCAGCCUUAGCCAGUCAAGAUUGAAUAUACAUUUGAUAAUACUUAGGCUAGUAGAUUUGAUAGAAGCAAAGCUAUUCUCCCAAGAAUAGAUAGUAUUCAUAAUUCAUCUAUAAAUAUGUCAUAAGAAAAAUAUGAACGAACAAUGUUUAUCACAUAAGAUUUUACUGACUUAGAUAAUCUAAAUUAAGAAUCUAAAUAGAUUAAAAUUACAAUAGAAAAUAGAUCAAAUGAUGGAUAGAAUACAGUAAAAAUAUUGGACAAAUUUAAAUCACAAAAAGGUAGAUUAAAAUCUUUUUAAUCCUCUUCUCUCUCGUUGAAUGCAUAUUAAUAAACUGAAAUAUUCCCUAUCCUCAAAACAGAUAUCCAAAAACAUUCUUAAAAAUAAUUACAUCUUUUAGAAUAGCAAGCUAAACAAAUGAGAAAGAAAUUAGAUACUUUGAACUAUGAGAAUUUGAAAUUAGCGAAAAUACUUAAAUAAUAAAAAAUAAUUGAUUUUAAUAAAGGUUACAUUAAGAAAGAAUUAUCUAAUUUGGAAGAGUUAAAGGAAACAAAGAUUGAACUUGAAAAAAAAUUAAAAGAGGCUGAAGAGUCUUAUAAAUCUAGUAGUAAUUAAAAAGUUAGAGUUAUAACAAUUUUGAAAAUAUGCAAGGAUAAUAAAUAAUAGAAUGAAGAAUAUAUUAGGGUAAUUAUUCAUCAAUUUAUUUUAAGCAUUUGUAAUAGUUGAUUAAUAAUUUUAAGAAAUUAAUUCGAUUUGAAGAAGUAGAGAUUUCAAAAAAUAAAUAACAGAUCAAAACUUUAUAUAGAACUAUAGAUGACUUUUUAAUGACUUAUAAUUAGAAAAAAAAACAUUAAGGAAACUUAAUAAAUUAAAUUAGAAAUUCCUUACUAGAAAAAAAAAAUUUAGAUCAUCUUUUUUAAGCAGGUAUUAAUAUGAAUAUAAUCUAUUAGCUGAUGUUUACAUUUAGGAUUCUGCAUUAGAAUCAGUUUAAAAUUUAAGACGACAAUAAGCUAAAUAGAAUGAUGCAUAAUAAAAUAAGAAAUUGAAACAAUAAUAAGAGAAAAACACUAAGACCAUUCAUGAAAAACUAGAGCAAUUUGAGAAAAAUUAUGCAUAAAUUAAAGGAAUAUUUGAUGUAAAAUAAUAAAAUUACAGUAAUUCAAAUAAUUUUCUUGAUUUUAUGGCAAAUAUUGAAAAAAAAAGCGAAUUAGAAAUAUAGUUAUCAGAAUAACAAUAAAAUUUAGAAGCUGCAAAAUAAAAAAAAGUUAAAUUAGAAGAAGAAUUAUAAACAUUUUAAAAUGCAUAUUAAAUGAACAAAUCUUAAAGUUUAUCUAAUAUUGAAGCCAUUGAUAACUGUAAUUUUAUUAUUAAGAUAAUUAGAAAAUGUUGAAAAGUAAGAAAAUAACAUCUAAGUUUAAGCAGAUUUUCUAAGAAAAAUAAGAGAUUUGAAAGUUAAAUGUUAUUCAUCCUAUGAUUCUUUAUUUACUAAAUUUGCAUGUAAAAAUGAUCAAUAAGUAUAAUUUAUUAUUAUUAAGUUACUAAAUGUUAUCAAAUUAAGAAAAUAACAAAUAUUUCAGAAUGAGGGAGAGGAGGCUUAUACAAAAAUAUUAGAUAACUCUUAUGAUAUGGAUAAAAUAUAUAAGAAACUUGUUCCUUAUGAAAAUGUGUUAAAUUUAAGUCAGAGUUCUGAAUCUGAUCAUGAAAUGUGA
Paramecium pentaurelia is the source of this 4149-nucleotide messenger RNA. NCBI's taxonomy places the organism in Eukaryota, Ciliophora, Oligohymenophorea, Peniculida, Parameciidae. The record is from the annotation of a GenBank genome assembly.